Molecule: messenger RNA, 5135 nt
Organism: Mus caroli (Ryukyu mouse)
Lineage: Eukaryota; Metazoa; Chordata; Mammalia; Rodentia; Muridae
Gene: Knop1
Product: lysine rich nucleolar protein 1
Source: RefSeq, a predicted model, not a curated record
GGCUGGAUACUAGUCUCGGCGCCGCCAUGGACGCGGUUUCUACAGCAACCCAGGGCACCGGGAGGCCGCGACCCGGAAGGAGAAGGAUUUCGAGGGGGCGGGCCAGAAAGUCGAAGCUGACUUCCGGGUCGCGGCUGCGCGGCUGCUCACGUGGGGAGACUUGGACUGCUAGUGAACCAGUAAUGGUCAGCAAGACCCAGAAAGCAGACCUGGGCCCACGACUCCCAGAGAAGAAGAAAAAGAAGAAGAAGAAAAAGAGAGUGGUUGCAAAUGUCUCAGAACCAGAGACUCAAUACUCAGUCUUAAACAGUAAUGAUUAUUUUAUAGAUGCUUCUCCUCCAAGGGCCACAUCCCCUUCUAACAAUGUGGAUGAGCUGCAGAUCCCCGAGAUGUCACUGAGCAAGAGAAAGAAGAAAAAAAAGUCCUGUAGCACUCACUUGGAGGAGUGCCUGGGGGCUGAGCCUACACGGGCAAGACAGAAAAAGUCACCUAGCCCUAGAAGGCAGGUCCUUGAGCAGUCAGCAGAAGGCCUCAUCAGAGAGAAGAAAAAGAAGAGGCGGAAGUCCUUAUCAAAGGCUGCCUCCCAAGGCUCAGGGCUGAAGACCUCCCCAGACCCCAAGCAUGCCAAGGAGGUAAGCAAAACUAGUAGGAAGUCCAAAAAGCAAAGGAAGGAAAAAAAGGUUCCUGACACGGAAGCCUUUCCCCCCCAGGACGCUUGGCUCUAUGAGGCUGGGGAUGCUCUGCACUCAUGCUUAGAGGGGGCAGAGGCUGAGGAACAGGCAGCCUUGGGGCAGAAAAGGAAGCAGGGGAGCCCGAGAGAUCACAACAUGAAGAAAAAGAAGAAGAAGACCCACCAGGAGGGAGACAUCCUCCUGGUCAACUCCAGGAUCUCCAUGGAGAACAGCCUGAAGAAAGGGAGUAAGAAGUCAGUCAAAAGUGAAGCUUUGGAGUUCGUUCCAGUAGACAGCCCGAAGGCCCCUGGGAAGAAGAAAGUAAAAUCCAAGAAAAAAGUGGACCAGCCAGUUGGUGAAGGGCUGGCUGUGAAAAGGAAGAAGAAGAAGAAGAGGAAAGAGAACGGAGUAAAGGAAGACCCCUGGCAGGAGGAAAAAGAGGAGUCGGACACAGACUUAGAGGUGGUACUGGUGAAAAAAGGCAACAUGGAUGAGACCUGCAUAGACCAGGUGAGACGGAAGGCCUUGCAAGAAGAGAUUGAUCGUGAGUCGGGCAAGACAGAGGCUUCAGAACCCAAAAAGUGGACGGGAACCCAGUUUGGCCAGUGGGAUACUGCUGGCUUUGAAAAUGAAGAACAGAAGCUAAAAUUCCUGAAGCUUAUGGGUGGCUUUAAGCAUCUGUCCCCGUCAUUCAGCCGCCCUCCCAGCAUGACGAUCAGGUCCAACAUGGCCCUGGACAAAAAGUCCUCAGAAAUGCUCCAGCAGAGUCUGCAGCAGGACUAUGACCGGGCCAUGAGCUGGAAGUACAGCCACGGGGCUGGCCUGGGCUUUAACUCUGAGGCCCGAAAGGUCUUCUACAUUGACCGGAAUGCCUCCAAGUCUAUCAAGUUGCAAGAUUAAAUAUUAUUGUCUUGUUCUUCAAACUGCAUUUCUUGAUCAGUUGCAUCCGUCAAGUUGGCUUGAAAUAGUCACCCGCAGUUAUUGAGGACCAAUAGGAAUUGCUAAAGCCUCCUAUUUUCUAUGUUAAACAUUCCACCUUCGGGUGACAGUAUUUUAAUAGUAGCUAGCAGUUGUUGGCACAUGGAGGGUCCUGACUAAAUUGUUUUCCUUGCAUUGUUACACUAAUUAUGGAAUGGGUGCUGUCCUCAUCUCUAGCAAGUUCAGGGAUAAAGUAAUAAAUGGCCUAGGGUUAUCUUCCUUUAAGUGCCAUCAAGAGUACAUCACCCAGAGUCACUCAAUUAUCAGUGCAGAAAGCAAGUGAUAUGCCAUGACUUGCAAGUUUGUUUUCCUUCUCCCUUAUCGGGAGGCAGGUGUGGUGCAGCAGGCAGACCUGGCCAGUACACCUCUGAGCUGGCCUCUUUCCAGCCUUCCUCCUUCCAUCUGACUGCUGUGCUUGGAUUUGAUGCUGCUGUAUUGGCUGGAUCUCCAGUCAUUUUGGACAGUAGGUCAUCCUGCGUAUGGACCCAUGACAGAUUCUCAGCAGCAUGUUUUGUGUUUGUGUUCACUAGACAGAAGACCUUGGACACUUGUGUGAUGAAAUCAAACAUAUGGAGAAAAAGAUACUUUGCUGCAGGCACCAUACCCUCCCACCCCACCCCUCCCUCCCAAAUCACAGCAAUCUUCAUGGAGCUCCUGAUACAGAGACCCAUGUGACAUGAUAUUCUCUUCCACCAGCUUUUGGCAGUCUGGUAUCAAGGUUCAGAGAAGGUUACUUUCCUGUCUUGGCCUGAUUUCUCACAGGCAGAAACACUGGGUGGGGAUGGAGGUGUUUGAUGCUGCACUCAGCCAGGACAUUCAUUCAUCCUUCCAGCACCAUCAUCAGUGUUGGUGCCUUCAUGCUGCUAAGAAGAUGAGAGACAAUUCCCAGCAUUCCAGAGAUGGGAGAAAACCUUCUCUACAACCAAAGAAACUUCUGGCAGUCCUUCAGGGAACCUUUGAUGACUUCAUUCAGCUCUGUAGUUUUUCCUGUAUCCGCCCCCUUGGUAAGGAGAUGCCCCUCAGGCCAGCCAGGGAGAGGGUGAGGUUGCAGUACUGCCAAAUGGGCAGCAGGGGUGUUGCUGUGCCCCCUACCUUGUUCCUGACCUGUGGGCAUAGGCCAUAUGGCAAAGAUCUGUUUACACCACUUUCCUGGAAUGAACUUGGCUUUUCAUCAAUUCAGCCUCAAGAUUCAGAAAAGACCACUUCCAGUCACUUCAAUGGCAGAAUUCUGCAUUUGAGUCAACUCCAGACAAAUCUCCCUCGGCCUUGGUGAACUCUGGGAACAAUCUGCAUAACUUCAAUAGUUUGUGUUCCCCAGAGGUCACAUUCCAGUCUAAGUGUCUUAGCUCAUCAAAAACUUGCACAUGGCAAUCUUAUGGGUGGUAGAUGGUUUUCUAUUUUAUGUCACAUAUGCCUUGGAAACUGUCAUCAAAGAGUGAGAGCCAGAUCUUUUUCUUAGCUGCUACACAUACCUCAGUGCUGAAGGACUUGAUUUUGUAGCUUGGUACCUCAGCAUUGACUUAGGUGCUCCACUAGCCCACCUUUCUCUAAGUAAGAAUUGAAGUCUGUAGUCUAUCUCCAAGGCACUGGAGGUGGGGUCAGUGAUCUAACACAACCUUGAACUUGACUGAUUCUCUCAGGCAUUUCUUACCAGCUUGGUGGCACUCAAGCAAUAUCCUUGUCCAACAGUCACCAAAAUCUCAUGAUUUUGUUCUUGAGCUGAUUUCUGUGCAAUAUCUGCUUGGGCCCAUGAGGCCCUGCCCUGAGGCUACACGUACAACCAGACUAACGUGUCCAAAGGCUCUCAGAUACAGGUGUCCCUGCUCUUAGUACUACUUGCGUUAUGGUAGGCAGGACACACAUAUACCCAGCAGAAGGGAAAUUAAAGUCACUAAUCACAUGCUGCUAUUAUUAUUAUUAUUAUUAUUGGUUUUUUGAGACGGUUUCUUUGUGUAGCCCUGAAGACCAUGCUAGCCUUAAAAGUCACAGCGAUUCACCUGUCUGCCUCCUGGAGUGCUGGGAUUAAAGGUAUGCAUCACUACUGCCUGGCUUCCAGCCACCACUGGCUAUCAGAUAAAUCUGAAAUAAGAUCCUUGAUAACCUGAACAGGUUCUUUUCUUCACAAUUCCCUAACUGAUAGGUAGCAGAAGAAUUAGUGUGGAAGAGACUUGGAAGACACUACAGACACUUGGGAAGGAAAAGGUCACAAGCCAAGAUCACAGGCAACCUACAGAAGCCAUGCAGCAUCUCUUUCCACCAGAGUACCCACAAAAGAACUUAGACAUAGGGAUACCUUGACCUAGCCCAGAGAAACAAGUGAGUGCUGACCAACAGCAGUCAGACAGUAAAACCACAGGAAGUCACUGUACUUGUAAUUUUUAAAGGGAUAAGAACCAGGAAGCACUUAUAGAUGGACAUGAGGCAUCCUGUUUUUCAUUUCCUAAAAGUCUCUUCACAUGUCCUCAGGAGAAGUAGAUGCUGUUUGUGGAGGCAGGCUUCAAAGACUGGGCUGUCAGUAACACUUCUGCCCAGGUCAGCAGACUGAUACAGGAGCCCCAUGGUGUGUGUGCCCAAUGUGAGGCUAAGCCAAGGUUAACACAAGCAGUGGGAAUUCCCCAGGCCAGUGUAAGCUGCUUAUGCUGUUAUCCUGGGCAGCCUUGAGGCAGGAGAGUAACUUACAAAGGAUUAUUUAUGAAUUUGCCAGUUAUUUUUGAAAGCAUUAGCAUCACAGUGAAAGUGACAUAUAAAAUAAUUUUAGUAGAAACAGUUUGGUGAAAUAAAGGCCAUUUGGGAGUAUUUGAACAACACCAUCGUGCAUUCUGGGUUCUGGCAUGUUUGUUCACAGCAGGAGGAAAAGCAUUUUUUUAGCAUCUGGUUUUUGUUUUUGAGACUGGGACUCAUAUCCCAGAUUAGCUUCAAACAUGUAACUGGGGACCUUGAUCAGAUCUUGAUCCUCCUGUCUCUACCUCCUAACUACUGCCAUUCCAGGUCUGCACCAUGGCACUCUGUCUUAUGUGGGGUCCUGUGUCUGCCAGGCAAGCAUUCUAUUAACUGAGCCAUAUCUUUCGCCUCAUCUGGUCAUUUUUGGUUUGGUUUUCGUUUUAAGAAAUUGUAUUCAAUUCCUUGGGCUGGAGGGUACUCAUCAGUUGGCCCCAAAUGUAUAUACAAUAGUAACCCUGCUCUUCUCUCUCUCUCUCUCUUUUUUUUUUUUUUUUUUUUUUGGUUUUUCGAGACAGGGUUUCUCUGUAUAGCUCUGGCUGUCCUGGAACUCCCUCUGUAAACCAGGAUUGUCUCAAACUCAGAAAUCCACCUGCCUCUGCCUCCCAAGUGCUGGGAUUAAAGGCAUGCGCCACCACCACCUGGCUGUAACCCUGCUCUUAAACUAGUAAAGACACAAGUUGUGUGUGUAUGUGUGUGUGAGACUUUAUAACUUCUGAGGUUAGUCAUGUAUAGUAUUUCAGAUAAAUAAAAUCCAUGCCUAAAGCA